AUGGGGAUAGCCGUGGUAGCGGUAACUCACCUCCGCUCGCGCGCCCGGAGCACAACCUCCCAGGACUCCGCGCCACCAUCCGCCGUCCGGCCGAUGGGCCCCUGGCAGGUGCACGUCCUCUCCACGCUGCCGCUGAAGGCCCUGAGCUACUACUGGGGCCGCUUCAACGAGAUCCCGCUCCCGCGCGCUCUCCGCGUCCCGGGGUUCAAGCUGUACGCUUGGAUAUUCGGGGUUGAUCUGGGGGAGGUGGAGAAGGAGGAUUUGCGCGAGUACGCGAAUCUGGCCGAGUUCUUUUAUCGCAGGCUGAGGAGCGGUGUCAGGCCGAUUGACGGGAGGGCGGGAGCGGUGGUGUCGCCGGCGGAUGGGAGGGUGCUGCAGUUCGGGGUUGUGCAUGAGGGACGGGUGGUUGGUGGGGUCAAGGGGAUGGAGUAUUCGCUGGAUGCGCUGUUGGGGGGGAAGGGGGGGAGGGAGGUGGGGAAGGUUUCCACGCUGGUUAGAUAUGAGCCCGGUGGGGGGGAUGCGGGUACGGAAUUGGCGCACGUUACCGAUGAAGAGGAAUUUGCGAACGUCAAUGGGAUAAGCUAUACCCUUCCAACACUCCUCUCCGGCUCCUCCACCUCCACCUCGGCCUCCGCACCCUCCCCAAAAACCGACGCGUCAACCCCCCCGCCCCCAGACUCCGUUGCCUCCGUCACAGCCUCCCUCUCAUCAUCCUGGCACUCACCCCCUCCCUCGAAAAACAACCUCUACUUCGUCGUGGUAUACCUAGCGCCUGGCGACUACCACCGCUUCCACUCACCGACAAACUGGGUGAUCGAGUCCCGCCGCCACUUCCCUGGUGAACUCUACAGCGUCUCGCCCUAUCUGCAAUCCCGCCUGCCUGGACUCUUCACCUUGAACGAGCGUGUGGUCCUCCUGGGCCGCUGGCGCUACGGGAUGUUCAGCAUGACCCCCGUCGGCGCUACGAAUGUUGGCAGUAUCAAAGUGCACUUUGAUAGGGAGUUGAGGACUAAUAGCCUCACUAGGGAUGUUACGGGCUCGGCCGCGGGGGUGGGGAAAGGGGGGUUUGCGGAGGCGACGUAUAGAGGGAGCAGUGGGCUACUAGGCGGGCACCCCAUGGUUAAGGGGGGGGAAAUGGGGGGAUUCAAUUUGGGGAGCACCAUUGUGCUCGUCUUUGAAGCGCCCAGGGGGGUGGGGGGCGACGGGGAUGGGGAGAAGGGGAAGGGGGGGUUUAGGUUUUUGGUAAAGAGGGGGCAGAGAGUUAAGGUGGGGGAGGCAUUGGGGGUUGUGGAGUAG
This is a messenger RNA of Tuber aestivum (summer truffle), 1296 nucleotides long. Lineage: Eukaryota; Fungi; Ascomycota; Pezizomycetes; Pezizales; Tuberaceae. The record is from the annotation of a GenBank genome assembly.